This is a messenger RNA of Photinus pyralis (common eastern firefly), 4101 nucleotides long. RefSeq lists its product as uncharacterized. Gene Ontology annotation, molecular function: nucleic acid binding; zinc ion binding. Gene Ontology annotation, biological process: DNA integration. The transcript is spliced from 2 exons. NCBI's taxonomy places the organism in Eukaryota, Metazoa, Arthropoda, Insecta, Coleoptera, Lampyridae. The coding region runs from base 1 to 4101 and encodes 1366 amino acids. The record is from RefSeq and is a predicted model, not a curated record.
AUGGCAUUAAAUCCGGUUAAAGUUGAAAACGUGCACGGCAAUUUACACGAAUUUGACCCAAACGUUCAUCAAUGGGACCUUUUUGUGCGUAAAAUGAAACAAUAUUAUUCUGCCAAUAAUAUCGAUAAGGCCGAUAAACAACGUGCUUUAUUUUUAAAUGCGUUAAGUGAUAACGCGUUUUCUUUAAUGUUGGAUCUUUGCAUGCCGGAUAAACCGGAAGAAAAAGAUUUCGAUAGUUUAGUGGAGUUAUUCAAUAACCAUUUUAAUCCAAAACGUGCAAUAUUCGCGGAAAAGGAACAAUUUUACGGGGCGCGUAAGGAAAAACAUGAAUUGUGUAGUGAUUGGGCAGCGCGUGUUCGUAGAUUAGCAACGUAUUGUAACUUCGGUAAUUCUUUAAACAUGAUUUUACGUGAUAAAUUUAUUAUCGGUUAUAAUGACGGGAAAAUUAAAGACAAAUUGUUUCUAAGCGAGGAAAGUGUUACGUUUCAAGAAGCGGAGAAACAGGCGAAGACGUACGAAACACUAGAAGCCACUAGAUCACAUCAAAUAGCCAAUGAUCAAGCGGAUUUUUUCUACCGACGUGUCAAUAACCAAAACCCCGGAGCAGCAUCAACUUCUCGAAAAAGUGAGACGGCCGUAAAACCAGAGCCUUUGGACGUACAUCUGGUAGGGAAAGGUAAACGUUUCAACAACCAGCAAGGUAAGAAGUCUAAAUUUAGUAAUUGGGACAAAGACGUAAACACUAAGUGUAGAGUAUGUGGGAAAAAUUCACAUGCAUCUACAGCGUGUAAUUACAAAAACUAUCAUUGCCACAAAUGUGGUAGAAAAGGACACUUACAGAGUGUUUGCGCCAACAAAAACAUUCAACCACGGAAAACCGCAAACUCUCAUUUUGUGGACGUAGACGAUGACCUGGACACAUUGUACAGUUUAGACAUUAACAAUCAAUUUUUGUUACCCAUUCGCACUAUUAAAGACACAGAGAGUGGCGAACCAAUUUUAGUUGAUGCGUGUUUAAAUAAUGUGUAUUUGCAAUUUGAACUGGAUACGGGUUCCGCGGUUACAGUGGUGAAAUUAUUACCUACUCCACUAGGUGUCGCGUCAAUGACAAUCACAUGCUCAAACAAUAGGCAUCCAAUAAAUAUUUUUGUAAUUAAGUAUGGUGGACCACCAAUUUUGGGACGUGAUUGGUUUUGUAAAAAUCAGCAAAAUUUUAAAGUAAUUAAUAAUGUGAACCUGUUUGGCGGCGACGUGGAGAAACUAAUUUAUAAAUACCCUCAAGUAUUUAAUAAUAAAUUACGCACUUUUACGGAAGCAGUGGUCGAUUUAAAACUUAAAAUAGGGACUGAACCCAAAUUUUUUAAACCCCGUCCACUUCCCUUCUCGUUAAAAGAAAAGGUGGAACGCGAAAUUAAUAGGCUAGUGUCUGAAAACGUCCUAUCUCCAAUAGUCAUGAGCGAAUGGGGAACACCUAUCGUCCCGGUAUUGAAGAGAGAUGGAUCUGUCCGAAUAUGUGGUGAUUAUAAAAUCACACUAAAUCCAUAUUUGAAAAAUGUGAGCUACCCUCUACCCAGAAUCGAGGACUUAUUUUCCAAAUUAGCGGGUGGUAAAUAUUUUACCAAAAUUGAUUUAAGUUCGGCUUAUCAACAAAUUUUAUUAAGCGAACAGGCCAAAUCGUUAUCAACCAUAAGUACACACUUGGGUUUAUUUGCGUAUAACCGAAUGCCGUAUGGAAUUAAAACAGCUCCAUCCAUUUUUCAAUUAAUAAUGGAGAAAGUUUUAAUUGGGUUGGAAGGCGUUACGUGUUUCCUUGACGAUAUCUUAAUCGCGGGAAGAAAUAAGGAAGAACAUCUUCUUAGAAUAGAUUUGGUGCUUAAUAAAUUAGAGAAGUAUGGAUUAACAGUGCGAAGAGAAAAAUGCAAUUUUUUUCAAAAAUCUGUUAAUUACUUAGGGUUUGUAAUAGAUGAAGAAGGGCUCAGACCUUCUACUGAAAAGGUAGAUGCAUUACUAAAAGCUAUACCUCCUAGAAAUAAAUCGGAAUUAAAGUCAGUAUUAGGAAUGUUUAAUUAUUAUCGUGCUUUUAUUCCAAAUUUUGCCAGUAUGUGUGAACCACUUUAUAGGUUGUUAAAAGACGAAAGUUCUUGGAUUUGGAAUAAAACCUGCGAUCAAGCAUUUGAGACUUUGAAGAAAACGAUAUCUUCUAAACAUGUAUUAGCACACUACGACUCUGCAGUUCCUGUAAAGUUGACAGUGGACGCUUCUUCAACCGCAGUGGGUGCAAUUUUGACACACCGUUACGAAAAUGGAAAAGAAAGGCCAAUAGCUUUUGCGUCUAAAAUUUUGACAACCACUCAGAGGGCUUAUUCUCAAAUAGAUAAAGAAGCUUAUAGCAUAAUUUUUGGUGUAUCAAAAUUUACGCAGUACCUGUAUGGUCGUCAUUUUGUAUUAGUCACCGAUCAUAAACCUCUUUUGUCGAUUUUUGGGCCAAAGAAAGGUAUUCCGAUAAUGGCAGCAAACCGUUUACAACGAUAUGCUGUAUUUUUGUCAGCGUUUGAUUACACCAUUGAAUACGUUAAAUCGGAUAAAAAUGUAGCAGAUUGUUUAUCUAGAUUGAUUGAAGACAAUCAAACCGAGAUGAAAAAUUACUUGGACGACGACGACGAAAACUUUACCUACUUAAAUUUAAUAGAAAAACAAGAUAUUUUUCGGCUUGAUAAGAAAGUUAUUCAAGAGGAAACUAGGAACGACGAAAUAUUGCGAAAGGUAUUCGAAUUUGCGUCACAAGGUUGGCCAAGUGACUGCAAAGAAGAGGAACUGAAACCUUAUUAUAUUAGGCGAGACCAAAUUACAAUAGAAGAUAACCUAUUGAUGUGGGGACAUCGGUUAAUCAUACCAUCACGUUGCAGGAAAGAAGUUUUAAAAGAGAUACAUUCGACACACAUGGGAAUAGUUAAGAGUAAAUCAUUAACUAGAUCAUUUGUAUGGUGGCCUUCGUGCGAUAAAAACGUCGAAGAAUUUUGCAAAAAUUGUUUAGCUUGCUCUAAACACAGAAACAGUCCGCCGAAAGCUGAAGUGAUUGAGUGGCCAAAAACUGAACAGCCGUGGGAAAGGGUGCAUAUUGAUUUUUUUGGUCCACUGCAUAAUAAAAUGUUCAUGAUUGUGGUAGAUUCCCAUUCGAAGUGGAUAGAAGUUGUUUAUAUGAAGAACAUUACUUCGGAAAAUACAGUAGAUAAGCUACGAGAAAUAUUUAGUCGGUGGGGAUUGCCAAAGAUCGUAGUAACUGAUAACGGACGUUCAUUCGUGUCGGAAUGUUUCAAGCAUUUUCUAUAUAUGAAUGGAAUUCAGCAUAUUACACCACCACCAUAUCAUCCUGCCACAAAUGGGUUAGCAGAGGUUUCGGUACGUACUGUAAAAACUCAUAUAUUAAGGGCCAUGGAAGAAAGGAAUUCCACAGAUCUUUUUGCGGCAUUAAACCGUUUCCUAUUGCACUACAGGAACAGCAUUCACAGUAGUACGGGUGUUACUCCAGCUGAACUCUUGAUAGGAAGAAAGCUACGCAUGCGAUUGGAUCUCAUUUUACCGGAAGAGCAGCUGAAGCGACAGCAUUUGCGUAAAGAGGAACGAGGGAGAGAUCCGAAGAGACUAACAAGAAACAGUGCGGAAGUGAAACGUAAUAAAGUGAGUGCGAGAGGCAAUUUUAAAAAAGGUGAUCGUGUUUUUGUGCGCGAUUAUGGACGUGCUAAACCGAGUUGGGUACCUGCAGAAAUUGUAGAACAAAACGGACCUCGAAACUAUAAGACAUUAACUAACGAAAACUUUAUCUGGAGAAGACAUUCGGAUCAAAUAAUCAAAGGACCUUCUUACGAUGAUGACGAUUUAUUAGAUUAUUAUUCACGUCCUUUGACUGUUGAUUCAAAUGCAACUAUUGUUAAUAAUGUUGACGAUGAUGUAGUAGAGGAAUCUGCAGUUGGAAAGGCUAGUUCUCCGGAACCAAUUAGGGAAGCUGAAACAAUUGCAGAUGAUUUUGUAGUAACUAACUCUAGAAGUAUGUUGCGCCCAACCAGAAACAGAAAACCUCCUGACUGGUUCGCAAUAAAAUAA